AUGUUGGAAUAUUUUUAUUUCAGAAAAGAUAUAAUGAAAGUGAUUGUUGUUAUUGCUUGUCUUAUUGUGGCAAUCGCUGCAGAAUUUAAUAAUUACCAACACUGGGUCUUAUUUAAGGACAAAUAUUCAAAGCAUUAUAAAAUUACAGAAGACAAACUCAGAUUCCAAAUUUUCCAAGACAACCUUCGCGAUAUUAAAGAGCAUAACGCAAGAUAUGCCAGAGGAGAGGUGGGUUGGUUUAAGGGUGUCACUCCAUUUGCCGAUUGGACCAAAGAAGAGUUUAAGGCUCUACUAACACGCCAAGCUGAUUCAAGGCCAAAGCUUAACGAAAGUUUGGGAGUGUAUAUAGCCGAUCCAAAUGUUAAUGUGCCAUCAUCUGUUGAUUGGAGAAACGAAGGGGCAGUAUUACCUGUAAGGGACCAAGGAAUGUGUGGUUCGUGUUGGGCCUUUAGUACAGUUGGAUCUCUGGAAGGACAAGUAGCAAUUCACCAAAAACAAAAAAUUCCUUUGAGUCCACAAAAUCUUAUCGACUGCUCAACGGAAAACCUUGGUUGUGAGGACGGAGACCAAGUGAAAGCUUUCAAAUAUAUUAAAUCUAACGGUAUUAGCUCUGAAGCGGAUUAUCCGUAUCGUGCAAAUGAUCAGGAAUGCAACAAAAAUGUCAAAAAAUCGAUCACUUCCCUCUCGGGUUACAAACAUCUGAAUCCAACCGAAGAAGAUUUAAUUUCAGCUAUUGCUACCGUGGGUCUAAUCGCUGUCUCCGCUGAUGCAUCUGAUUGGCCAUAUUAUGCAGGAGGCAUUUAUGAUGACAAAUACUGUGGAGACCAUAUCAAUCACGCCAUACUGGCUACAGGUUACACUGAUGAGUACAUUUUGAUCAAAAAUUCUUGGGGGGCAGACUGGGGUGAAGAUGGAUAUAUGAAGAUAGCAAGAGGAAAAAAUAUAUGCCAUAUUAACGAUGACAAUUCUUAUCCGAUUUUGUAAAUUCUUAACACAAAAUUGUUUUUGUUAUUUUAAACAAAUUUUGUAUAGUAGUCUAUAAGUUUUGAAAAUAAAUAUCGUAUAUAAUAUAA
This is a messenger RNA of Diabrotica balteata, 1073 nucleotides long. The record is from the annotation of a GenBank genome assembly. Lineage: Eukaryota; Metazoa; Arthropoda; Insecta; Coleoptera; Chrysomelidae.